Molecule: messenger RNA, 369 nt
Organism: Ostreobium quekettii
Lineage: Eukaryota; Viridiplantae; Chlorophyta; Ulvophyceae; Bryopsidales; Ostreobiaceae
Source: the annotation of a GenBank genome assembly
AUGGAGCGUCAACCCUUGAUGACAGUCUCCAAGGAGCAGCAAAGAGUGUUGCAUUCGGAGGGAGGAGAGCAGGGUGCAGCGCAGGGUAUUUCUGUUCCCUGCGUUGCGUAUGUGUCCACAAGACCAAGCGGACUGACUGACCUGGACCUUAAUGUUCAUGGUGUUUGUAUUUGGACAGUCUGCAUGCGGACGCAUGCCUGGCAUCGCCUGAUCUCGCCUGGCGCUUUUCCCUCUGGGGAAAAGGGUUGUAUUUUGUCCGUUCUUGACAAGUGCAGUGAAACGAUUGUUGGCAAAGCGGUUGGUAGGAUGGCCGCCCUGUCUUGCGGGCCUGCUGAUGGUACAUGUUGUGACGAGUAUGUCCAGAGUUGA